AGAUCGCGGAAUAUUAUGGCAUUUGUGUGUCAGUUUCCCUCCGAAAAGCUGAGCUAAAGGCUUUUGUGUUUACUGGUCUCGUUAGUCAGGGAGUUUUCUCUGCACCCGUGAGCGGCCCUGAUCCAGAGGUGAGCGCACAUGAUGUGACAGAUCAGGCCGUUAAUGUUACUCUGGUAUUUCGACAUGAGGGAGCCGAACGACAGCCGGUCACUUUGCCGCAGUUUGAACCAAUGUCUGUAGAUUCAUCUCCGGGGUCUAAACUGGAUGCCAGGUUAAAGGUGCGGUUAAUUCGCCUUUAGGUAGAGAGCGAGGAGAAAGAGAGAUUUCCAGCUGCGCAGUUAGAGUUAAAGAAUUUGGAGGUGGAGGAGGAGACUGCUUUAAAGAUGCGUCAGAUGGAAAUACAGGCGGGUUUGGGAGUUAACCGUAAUAUUACCACAGCUGGUGCGCAUUAUGCCAAUUCUGCUGUCACCACAUUUCGCUGGUGCCUGUUUUCCGUGAGUCAGAGGUAGAAGCUUACUUUGGUCCAUUUGAGCGUAUUGCUACUGCUUUACAGUGGCCUAAGGACGUGUAGGCAUUGUGAAAAGCCUGUUUUACAGUUCUGCGGAGGCUCCACGCAGAGCUUUCGCCGUAGCUUACAUCACAACAUUGGUCAUUGGAUCGUGCCUUGUCUCUUUGACUGCAGCCAUGCUCACCUUUUCAACCCCAUCCCUUCUCUACCUGAGUCUCCUGCUCUUUCUGUCGCACCACUCGCCUGUUCUCUCCUGUUGGAUUGAGAACUCCAGCCAGUGUCAGUCCGCUCCCUUUGUACCAGGCCACGACCUGGUGGGGGAGGGCUUUGACAUGGUCACCCUGCAGCGUAAAGCAGCCUACGUGGUUGACGUGAAGACUUUCCUCACCCCAGCUGGCACCUGUACUCUCUGCAGGAACCCUCUUCAAGACAACAGCCUGCAGAAACUUCCAGUCUCUGCAGUGGAUUGGCGCGCAUUCAGCCACUGCAAUUUUCAUCUCUACGACAGUAUGCACGACUCUGUUAGCUCACUGAUUAAUGCUUACACAUCCCAGGAAAUUAACAACUGGAAGGUUGGCCUAAAUAUAGAUAGGUUUGUGAGUGCCGGCCUGGAGGUUGGGGGAACGCGCUCCGCUGCGUAUGCCUUUGCUACAGCGAGGACCAGAGAGGACCGCUACUUCUUCAGCACUCACAGGGUCACCUGCAGCCAUUAUAGUUACCGUGUGUCCCGCAAACCGCCCCUCAGCUCCGAGUUCAGUAAGGAUUUGGCCAGGCUGCCGGAGUUCGUCAUCUUGUCCUUUCCUCAGUACAUUGAGCUCAUACAAACCUAUGGCACACACUACAUCCACCAGGUUUCCCUAGGGGGCCGACUCAGGCGAGUCACAGCUGUACGUACCUGUUUGUCCUCACUGAAUGGGCUCUCCUCAAACCAGGUCCACUCCUGCCUAUCACUGGGUGUUUCUCUAGGCCUGGGGAAGGUGAAAUUACCCGGUAACAAACCGUAUUGCACCAAGGUCCUACGGAACCAGGACGUCUCCACCUCGUACAGCUCUGGUCUCCACCAACACUACACAGAGGUGUCAGGAGGCAAUGUUUGGUCGGGGGAGUUUUCUCUUACUCACGAUGACUCCCUUGGCUACAGGAAUUGGCUGAAAACCCUUAAGGACAUCCCAACUGUUGUUUCGUACUCCCUCAGGCCAAUGUAUGAGCUGAUGCCAACUGAGAAUCAUAAGGAAGGGAUGAAGUUGGCCAUAGAGCUGUACUUAAAAGGCAAUGCCGUGAGCAGCUCACAUAGCAAACCAAGUUGCUGGUACACUCCUAACCUGGCGUCCAACUGCUGUCCUCAAGAAGCCUGGAGAGGAACAGCGGUGGUGACCAUUAUCCGAGCAUGGGAUCUGUAUGGAGAUUAUGCUGGCGAGACUGAUAGCUAUGCUAAGAUACAGUACGGAUCCUUCUAUCGCAGGACUGACAUGAUCCAGUCAAACAAUCCCUGGUGGAAUGCUCGUUACGAUCUGGGCACGGUGUCCACAUUCCCUGAAUUGAAGAUAGAGGUCUGGGACGAGGACUUGCAUUACGAUGACCUUCUGAUAUCAUGUGAGACGGACAUGAAAGAGGGAUCAUACAGAGUCACCUGUAAAAACCAGUUGGGCGGCUUGGAGUUCAAGUAUACUCUGACCUGUGACCCUCAUCUGACUGGAGACUGGUGUCACCGUUACAAACCAUCCCCACAGUAAAAAAGAUGCCUUUACUGCUGCUCGCUUUUCUAGUUCAACUGAAAUCACAUGUAGUGUUGAACGAGGUUCAGUUGAAAACCCCAAAACAGCUGAAACUAUAUUACUGCUUCUGAAAUGUAUUAACCCAAAAACAGCUGAAACUAUAUUACUGCUUCUGAAAUGUAUUAACCCAAAAACAGCUGAAACUAUACUACUGCUUUUGAAAUGUAUUAACCCAAAAACAGCUGAAACUAUAUUACUGCUUUUGAAAUGUAUUAACCCAAAAACAGCUGAAACUAUAUUACUGCUUUUGAAAUGUAUUAACCCAAAAACAGCUGAAACUAUAUUACUGCAUAGAGAGGAAACAUCGUCACAUUCAAUGUUUCCUAUACGUAUGCUCUGCCUCUUAUUUGCAUUGAAGAUUGUAUUACCCUGUAAGGUAAGGUCAUAUAAAGUGGUUAAACACACCUCGCUGUGCCGGGGGGUGUAAACCUCAUGAAAUCAUAUAUAUGAGUGCUUCGCCAACAAGAAGCUCUCUCUUGCUUUUUGGGGCAUCUUGUGCUUAAGAGCAUUUUGAGUGAUUGAACUCAUUCUGUUAAGGACUAAGUUCAUUUUUUCAUUUUAUUUCCAUUUAGCUUAUUUGCUUUUUUAACUUUUUGCUUCAACUAAAAUAAAAAUACCUGUGUUCUUGUUGAACAAGGGAACCAAAAA
Perca fluviatilis (European perch) is the source of this 2931-nucleotide messenger RNA. RefSeq names its product perforin-1-like. Lineage: Eukaryota; Metazoa; Chordata; Actinopteri; Perciformes; Percidae. The record is from RefSeq and is a predicted model, not a curated record. The transcript has 11 exons. Bases 685 to 2241 code for a protein of 518 amino acids.